AUGCCCGAGGGAUUACCAAUUGACCACGAACAAGUCUUAAACGGGACAAUGGCAGCCUACGCACAGCAACUAGUUAUAUGCACUGACCAACGAGACUGGACAAGCCGCAUUGAAAACGACGGAGAAAACAAAAGCUGGGGUGACCUGCCUUUCAAUAAUGUCCUCGUCUCUACUUCGUCUAUCGCCCCUGCUACACAAGGCCCCUCCACUGCCUCCGCACUUCUUUUCCCCAGCUUCAAAUACAUCCCCUCCAUACCAGUAGAAGCUGGAAAAUUGUCUAAUGGAGCCGCCGAUUUGACUUCGUUUGUCCGCGCAUUUCUUCUGCCUGAACGCCUACACGACAUGCACUCCGCGCUACCGGAAGCCAAACGAACAGAAAUGACCCGGGUUCCCGAGCUUUCGUCCAACUUUAAUGGCAUAAUUGACAUCAAUCACUCGCCUACAAUCCUGAUCUGUGGUCACGGAGGUCGAGACAUGCGCUGCGGUGUCAUGGCGCCCGCUCUGGAAAGCGAAUUCCAGCGCGUGCUUCAAGCGCAAGGGUUCAAUUCUGCCAGCGGUGACGGUACCACCAUUGACGAUCCCAGUCAUGCCAAUAUCGGUUUAAUUAGCCAUGUUGGUGGGCACAAGUAUGCCGGUAAUAUUAUCAUCUACAUACCGCCCAAGAUGACGGUGGGAGCUUCUGCUGAGCCUCACCCGCUGGCGGGUAAGGGAAUUUGGUACGGCCGAAUCGAGCCCAAGCAUGUGCAAGGACUAGUCGAAGAGACUAUCCUUGGGGCGCACGCCCGGAGCUGCGCGCGCCCUCACCAACUCCGAUUCCCUCUCGCGUCCAAUGCCUUCACUCGCCUUGCGACAACUUCCUCUAUCUCUCGAAAACUCGACCUUCCGGCCCUCGACAAGAAAUGGCAGGCGAAAUGGCAAUCCGACGCGACUUUAGCCCAGCCCGCGCCCGAGAAAUAUACCGAGCCGAAGCCGCAGUCCUAUGUCCUUUCGAUGUUCCCCUACCCCUCCGGCACUCUGCACAUGGGCCAUGUUAGAGUAUAUACGAUUUCAGAUGUGCUGUCGCGAUUCUACAAAAUGCGCGGACAUGACGUCCUGCAUCCAAUGGGGUGGGACGCCUUUGGGCUCCCGGCAGAAAAUGCGGCGAUUGAGCGAGGCAUUGAUCCGGCGGAAUGGACGGAGCAAAAUAUGGCCAAGAUGAAGGAGCAAUUGCGCGGGAUCUCGACUUCGUUUAAUUGGGACAGGGAGCUGGCAACUUGUUCCCCCGAAUUCUACGCGCAAACACAACGGAUAUUUUUGAUGCUGUACGAGAAGGGACUUGCGUAUCAGUCUGAGGCGCUUGUCAACUAUGACCCCGUUGACAAGACAGUGCUGGCCAAUGAGCAGGUGGAUGCCAAUGGAUUUUCGUGGCGCUCUGGAGCUAAGGUUGAAAAGUUAAACCUCAAGCAGUGGUUCUUCCGGAUCACUCAAUUUAAGGAAGAGCUCUUGAAAGACUUGGACUCACUUUCUGGGGGCUGGCCCGAGAGAGUGCUAUCCAUGCAGCGAAACUGGCUCGGCAAGUCCCACGGAGCUAAAGUAAAAUUUCCAGUCACCAUCAACGGAGAGAAAGAGGUUGAUGUUGGUGUUUUUACGACUCGCCCUGACACACUAUAUGGCGUUGAAUACCUGGCUCUAUCGUUGAACCACCCCAUCGUGUUGGAGGCAGCCGAAAAGGACCCGGCUCUUCGCAAAUUCCUGGAUGAGGCGGCCUUACUCCCACCUGACUCGAAGGCCGGUUAUAUUCUCAAAAGCGCCGAGGCGUCGCACCCCCUUUUGAAAAUCGACAAAAACAGCCCCCAUCUGCAGAGGAAGCUACCGAUUUUCGCGGCACCCUAUGUGCUAAGCGAUUACGGCGAAGGUGCAGUGAUGGCUGUUCCUGGUCAUGAUGCCAGGGACCUGUCAUUUUUCAAGGAAAACAUGAAUCCUGAGUCGAUUCCUAUUGUCAUUAACUCAGAACCUCCGAAAUCUGAGGAUGGUGGCCUUGUGGAAUCGGUCAUCCCUGCUCGCGACGCGACGGCUUUUACCCACGAGGGUUUCCUCUCUUCAAGUUGCGGGAAAUACCAAGGCCUGUCAUCCAAAGAAGCUACGAAACAGAUUGUUACUGACCUCGAGAAAGUGGGACAAGCUGAGUUCAUGGAGAACUGGCGGCUGCGGGAUUGGCUAAUUAGUCGGCAACGGUACUGGGGUGCCCCGAUUCCAAUCAUUCACUGUGGAGACUGUGGCCCUGUCCCUGUACCCGUGAAAGACUUGCCCGUUAAAUUACCCAAGAUCGAAGGUGACUGGCUGAAGGGCAAGAAGGGCAACCCCUUGGAGUCAUCCGAAGAAUUCCUCCACACCAAUUGUCCCAGCUGUGGAGGGCCAGCGAAGCGUGAUACAGAUACCAUGGACACAUUUGUAGAUUCAUCAUGGUACUACUUGCGCUUUUUGGAUCCCAGAAACAAUGAUGCUCCAUUCUCGCCAUCUGUCGCUCGCCCUGUGGAUUUCUAUAUUGGAGGCGUGGAGCACGCCAUUUUGCACCUACUUUAUGCCCGCUUCAUUUAUAAGUUCCUCGCACAGUCUGACCAAUUCCCCGACAUUCCUCAUGACAAGGGUCUGUCAGCACCUGCAGAACCUUUCAAGACCCUUCUCUCCCAGGGUAUGGUGCAUGGAAAGACUUUCAUUGAACCGUCAACGGGUCGAUUCUUACAUCCGUCUGAAGUGGAUAUCUCAGACCCGGAAAAGCCCCUGAUCAAGGGAACCCAAAUCACCCCCAACAUCUCCUUUGAGAAAAUGUCCAAAAGCAAGCAUAACGGUGUUGACCCGACCGAUUGCACAACUAAGUACGGAGCUGACGCUACCCGCGCGCAAAUUCUCUUUGCUGCCCCAGUGAGUGAAGUGCUGGAGUGGGACGAAGCUAAGAUCGUUGGCAUUGAGCGCUGGUUCGGCCGUCUAUGGAAACUUGUCAUUGAUGCUCAAGAAAUACUGCAUAAAUCGAGCUUCACGAUUCCCGCCUCUGACCUGGACGCUUCAAUUGGCCACGUAGCUUCUCUGCCCCCUUCAUUGGAGGCGCUCAGCGAUUCUGAUGCAGAUGCAAUCCUGGCUACUCAUAACACCAUCACUUCUAUUACAUCAUGCAUUGAGAACAACCCCUAUGGUCUCAACACUGUCGUCUCAGAUCUGACAAAAUUGACCAACGCUCUCGGCUCGGCUCCUCCAUCCUCACCUCUUAUUCUUUACCUCUCUGUCUCCGCCCUCCUCCGCCUUCUUUCGCCCAUUGCCCCAGCACUGACUUCGGAGUCAUGGGAAGUACUGCACAAGUCCCUAGUUCAAGGGGCCAGUCCUACCACCGUUGUUCCAUCCAUCCAUGCCUCGUCCUGGCCAACUCCACUUCUCUCAUCCGAACAGGUUGACGCUCUUUCUGCCCGUGGGGGCCAGACUGUGGCUAUCCAGAUUAAUGGAAAGAUGCGAUGUGCUGUCAAUAUUCCACGGAUGCCAUCUGCUGCGCCUACCUCCCAGGGAAAGAAAUCCGGUCCCACGCAGGAAGAACAGGAAUGGAUAAUAGGCCAUGUUCUGGAGACCACCGAAGGCAAAUUUUGGCUGAAAGAAAAGAAUGACUGGGAGAAGAGACGACGGGUGAUAGUUGUGAAGGGUGGUAAGCUGGUCAACGUUGUAUUCUGA
Molecule: messenger RNA, 3693 nt
Organism: Penicillium manginii
Lineage: Eukaryota; Fungi; Ascomycota; Eurotiomycetes; Eurotiales; Aspergillaceae
Product: leucine--tRNA ligase NAM2
Exons: 5
Coding region: 1-3693 (1230 amino acids)
Biological process (GO): mitochondrial translation; leucyl-tRNA aminoacylation
Cellular component (GO): mitochondrion
Molecular function (GO): ATP binding; aminoacyl-tRNA deacylase activity; leucine-tRNA ligase activity
Source: RefSeq, a predicted model, not a curated record